CAGGAAGAAGCAUCCUGAACGAGAUCCUGUCCCACAACGAUGCCCUUGAAGCCAGCACAGUCCGUCCAAGGUCACCUUCACCCCCAAGGUCGCACCCCCUCCCCACGGAGCCUGCGGCAGGAAGACUGGGGAGUCGGCACACGUCAGUGGACAGACCGGCGCCCACGAUCAGCCCGGCCCUGCGACAGGCGGACAGGCUACUCACAGACAUCAGCUCCAUGCGCUCGCAGAUGAAGGGAUAUGUGCACGAUGCUGAGAGGUGGAAAUAUGACAUCAAACACCUUCAUGAGGAGGCUGAGAAAGACAGACUGGCUGCUCGCCGGCACGCUGCCCUGAGAGAACCCGCUCCCAUCGAGUCAUACCUGGCAACGCAGGUGAGACCACCGGUAGCCAUGCCUACAAGUGUCCCAGCUCCCAGAGCUGGGCUACCACUGUCUUCAGGGUUACCACUGUCCACGGGAGUACCACUGUCCACAGGAGUACCACUGGCCACAGCAGUACCACUGUCCACGGGAGUACCACUGUCCACGGGAGUACCACUGGCCACAGUUGUGUCUGGGAGAUCCAAGGAGUCAGACAUCUCACCAGCGUACAGCAAAGCCCGCAGCAUACUUGACCAGGUGACUGUCAGCAGGCGUUACCUGGAGGACAACCUGGAGGCUGUGGUGAGAGCAAAGGACCAGUCCCAGCUGUACCAACUCAUGGACAGCCUGUACCAGCAGGGGCCGAGUGCAGACCGGGCACGCAUCAGGAGGGAGGUAGAUGCCAUGAUCAACCAGCUGACUCCGGAAGUGGAGGAUGAAGUCAUGAAACACUUGACGAAAAACCCAAAGCCCAAGAAGGUGUCCUUUGUGGAGGAACAAGUGCCUGAACGUGACCCAGGGCCGAGUGUGCCUGAGAAGUCUGUACCGAGGGCAGGCAGAGGCAGAGGACGAGCGCAACCCAGGAUCAACACUGGGCUGAGGAGGCCUCCAAAGGCAGCAAGCACCAAGGGGAAGGAAAAAGCCCCGGGGAAGUCUGAGGAGAAGAUUAGAAAACCUCCAGUGAAAGAAAAGGUUACAAGUAGUCCAAAGCCCAAGCAGACGAGAGGUGUGCCCUUCUAUGAGCAGGACGAGACUUACCUUACCCGCGUGUACGGCAAGGCCCGACACCACCCUCACAGGACCACUGAGAAGCAGCCGUAUCUCCACUUCAACUCACCCCCGCCCAGGACCAAGGCUCCCAGACCCAGUCCUGCUGUAGAUACUAAAGGCACCAUUAUGAAGUCCAUGAAGACUCAGACCAAGGAGAAGCCGCCACCUGGCAGAGCCGCCGGUACUGCGGCACAGUACUACUUCUCCCCUGCAGCCCCCUACCCACAGGCAGGGCUCCCCUACCCUGGGGGAGCGGCCCCCACCCCCCAGCAGGGGCAGCUCAUCCCCAUGGCCAUACCCCUGGGGGCACCCAGGAUAGACUCUUCUCACACUCAGGCCGUACCGUUGACUGCUCUACCAAACCGGACUCAGGGCACCACCAGGCCCAAUGUGGCCACUGUUACCAUGGUGACGGACAAGGACGCUCGUAAACCGAAACUCUCAGUCCAGGUGAUGCCAGCUGUUGACAUAGACAGUGUCCCACACAGCCCGGCCUCAGACACUGCCGCUAAAGCCACCUUCCCUCCUGAGAUGCCUCCAGCAGACCAGCAACCAGCUGGGCCACCUGAAGACACAGAGUACAGAGAGUUUGAUCAGUAUGGAGGAGAUGCGGAGGAGGAAGCAGAGGAGAUGGAUGAGAUAGAACGUGACCUGAAACAGCCGGGCACAGGCCUGAUGGUGGAGGGUGACACGAGGGGGGAGGGGAGGGAGUACCACGGCCCCCCCUUCCCCCCACAACCCCCUCCCCCGCGGGUGGUACAGCCCUCCUCUGAAGCGAUGGCUGAGGAGCUCAGGAGGAGGAAUCAGGUGGAGACCAGGGCAGUGGAAUGGAUUGAGGCAGAACUGAUGGCACAAAUCAUCAACCAGCUGUCCCCCGCCCAGCGGCAGGCAGAACCUGCCGAACCCUCUGACUCAGGAGCUCUGCAGGGGACGCUGACACAAGGGAUCCUGGUACAGGAAGUGUCAGCGAUUGGCCAGGCAGGGCUGCAGCUGUUUGUUGAUGCGGGGGUUGCCGUGGAUAUGGCGCUGGUGCAGAGGCUGGUGCGGGAGGUUCUGGAGGAGAGGGUAGCGGCGAUGAUGGGUCAGCACGAGAGACAGCGGGCGACCCCCCCUCCUCCACCUGCACAGCCGCGCAGGGAACCCUCCCCUGAUCACACAUCACCCAAACAUGUCAGCCCUAUCCCCACCCCACAGCCCACUCCGAAGGCCAGCCCCGUCCCCAGCCCACCGCGCGGUCCGUCUCCCGUGGCAACGCCCGAGGCCACGCCCCACAGCACACCUGAACCCUCCCCCGUGGAGUCUGAGACGGAGAAUCUACACGAGACACUCAUCACACCAGCUGCACGGGGUGUCGCUCUUAUCGCUUCCGUCGAACCAAUUGCGCAUGUCUGCCACCUAUUUCUCCUCUUGGCCCUGGGUGUUGGCGGCUUCCUUCUAGUUUUUGGCGGUGAGAUGUCAGUGUCCCCAACUGAGGAACCAACGAGCCUGGUGCAGCCUCCUCCUCCCCCCGUCACACCAAAGAGCCUCCCCCCUCCCAUGGAGUCCCCCCCAUCGUCUUCCGAACACUCCCCUCCGCCUUCGGAGUCCAGCAGUUCUUCCGCCAUCACCACGGUUACGGAGACGGCAGACGUGUCCCUGUCCGAGGGGGAGUGGCUGUUCAGUAAGGGGCAGGCCGGAGCUGCAGGCGGCCUACAGGGUGUUGCAGGCGGGGUUGGUGUAGGAGACAGGUCAGGUGACAGCAGUCUGGCCAGCACACUGGAGGGGGCUGAGGAGAUGGACCACGAGCAGGAGCCUCCUAGUGAGGGUGAGCUGCUGCCCAAAGCCCUGAGCGGUGUCCACAAAGACCCCUUACUCGCCCUCCUGGCACGUGCCCAGCAGCCCGUCAGGAGCAUGGUGGAGAAGGCCACGGCCGCCCAGGGGGGCGCCGACAAUGACGCAAGUGUCGGCGAGGUCAGCGAGGGGCAACGACCCAGGUUGACCCAGACUGCGGAGAUGGUCCUCUUGGGAGAGGCGCGGGACGCGGGGAGAGGCUCGCGAGGGGAGGCAGCGGGCCGUACCAUUCCGGUGGACCGUACCAUUCCCGGGGACCGCACCGUUCCUCCCGAGGACGACACCAUGGUGCUGUCUGACCUGGAGAGGCCGUCGUCACGGAAACCGGCCUCGGCCCCCCGGGUCAUCAGCGUCGCGUCCGCAGACGACCCCAGGCCCUCCCCGCGCUCUCGCACUCCGCUGGCGGCAUCGAGGGGCGAGCAGAGGUCGGAGGUCAGAGCCCCCGACCCGAGGCCGGCCAGGGUGAUCACGGUGAAGGCUGUGCCUGAAGACGAGGGGCCAGAGGAAGGCAGGACAAGCCAGCAGGGACUACAAGGGACCCACACCUUGAGUGACAUGGACACCCGGACCUUCACUCCAGACCAGAUGAACUUAGACGCCCUCAUCCAGUCUGGCUACCUCACCCAGUCUUUCAGCCAAUCAGAUCACAGCGCUGACCUGGGAAGAACGGGAGGGACCACGACUGGACUGGACACUCUCAACCAAUCUGGGCGCAGUAUGGGUAGAACCGGUGGUUCUGCUUCUGGACCAGACACUCUCAACCAAUCAGGGCUCGGCAUGGGAAGAACAGGUGGUUCCACUGCUGGGUUUGACCAAUCAGGACUCAGUGCCGGGAGACAGGCGCGGAGCUUCAGCCUCCCAGUGGGUGGUGCAGAGAAGGAAGAGGAUGACCCGCGUAGAACGUCGCUCGUGGUGUCGCUAACGUUACCCAGCAUCCAAGGGGAGAACGACAGUGUCACUGUCAGCUCUCUGGAGGGGGGAGAGUACAGCGCAGGGGAGGUGUCGGAUAUAUCUGAGAUAUCUGGGGGUGGGUUCUAGGGAGUUUCA
Molecule: messenger RNA, 4010 nt
Organism: Branchiostoma floridae (Florida lancelet)
Lineage: Eukaryota; Metazoa; Chordata; Leptocardii; Amphioxiformes; Branchiostomatidae
Product: TALPID3 protein-like
Biological process (GO): smoothened signaling pathway
Cellular component (GO): centriole; ciliary basal body
Source: RefSeq, a predicted model, not a curated record